Messenger RNA from Alternaria arborescens, 519 nucleotides. RefSeq lists its product as hypothetical. The coding region runs from base 1 to 519 and encodes 172 amino acids. The record is from RefSeq and is a predicted model, not a curated record. NCBI's taxonomy places the organism in Eukaryota, Fungi, Ascomycota, Dothideomycetes, Pleosporales, Pleosporaceae. The transcript has a single exon.
AUGUUACGACCAUCCCUUGUCUCCACUCUCCGUCUCAAUGCCAUCACAACCACAAACAAACGCGCCUUCUCCCUCCUGAACCCCAAAUCGCGCUCUCACACAAACCGCGUCUUUGACCCUGUCCGCCAACCAAACGAUCUCCACACACUCACUCUCCUCAACGCUGCUGACAACCGCUCGCUUAUAACCUUAUGGACCGCAUCCUGGUGUCAAACGUGCCAAGCAAUUAAGCCGCUUAUAAAACAGCUUGUCGAAGAAGAGAAGAUUGGGGAGCGAGAAGGCGGGCUAGGCUUUGUGGAAGUGAUGAUGGACAGUACUUUGAUUGAAGACCUACCUAUCAAAUACCGCAUCAGCAGUAUGCCGACAUUGUUGGCGUUUUCGCGACAAGAGGCGCAGUUUGAUACCAGGUUGACGCGGCCUGAGGAGAUGCGUAAUAAGGACUUUUUGAGGGAGUGGCUGGUUAGGGAGGCACAGAGGGGAGGCAGGAUGGGUGGAGGUGGGGGGAGCAUGUUUGGUUAG